Messenger RNA from Malaclemys terrapin pileata, 2004 nucleotides. RefSeq names its product septin 1 (gene SEPTIN1). Lineage: Eukaryota; Metazoa; Chordata; Testudines; Emydidae. Gene Ontology annotation, biological process: cytoskeleton-dependent cytokinesis; regulation of exocytosis. The transcript has 11 exons. Bases 693 to 1781 code for a protein of 362 amino acids. The record is from RefSeq and is a predicted model, not a curated record. Gene Ontology annotation, cellular component: synaptic vesicle; septin complex; septin ring. Gene Ontology annotation, molecular function: molecular adaptor activity; GTP binding; GTPase activity.
CCAAAUCACCCCCAACCCCCUCACUCACUCCCCCUGCCCCCUAUAGCCAUUCCCCUGUCCCCUAAAACUGGCUGGGCCGAUGGGUCUGAGCCGGGGGAUGUUUCUGAGGGUGGAGGCGGGAUACCGGGCUAGAUGGGCCCAUGGGUCUGACCCAGGGCUGCUGGUCAAAUCCUUCUCUCUCGGACUGGCUCUGGGCUUUCCUAGCUCUGUUCCCCCAAAGCCUGGGCCCCCCUGGGACAGUUCAGAGCCUGGCUCUCGCCAAGGCCAGCACCUCGCUGCAAGGCUCUGGGGGACUUUUCUUCGUCGCCGGUGUGAGGAGACGGCGGAGUGGGGAGCUCGGUGUGGGUCGCGCCCGGGCUCUGGGCAGGAGGCCAAUAAAUACCGGAUGAGAGAAAAGGGCUCCCUGAGUGUCUGUCUGUCUCUGUGCCCCACAGCGCCCCACAGGGCCCAGCCAGGACUGUCAAGGGGGAGCGCCCCCUGCUGGGCCCCGCGCCUCGUUCCCUGCAGCACAGCGCCCCCUACUGCCCCAUGGGGGCCAGCCCUGCCUGCCGGGGGAGCGCAGGGAUGGGGUGGCCAAUGGGAGGGCGGCACCGGGCGCGUCACGGUUUCCUUUCGCUUCUCGGUGCGAGAGGAAGUGGGCAGAGCAGACGCGGCCAGGUGCAGCCGGAGCUGAGAGCAGCGCAGACACCGCCAUGGACAAGGAAUACGUCGGGUUCGCCACCCUCCCCAACCAGCUGCAUCGGAAAUCUGUGAAGAAGGGAUUCGACUUUACUCUGAUGGUGGCAGGGGAGUCUGGGCUCGGGAAGUCGACGCUGAUCGACAGCCUGUUCCUGACGGAUCUGUACAAGGAUCGGACCCUGCUGGACGCCCAGGCGCGCGUCCCGCAGACCCUGGCGAUCGAGCGGCACGCUGUGGAGCUGGAGGAAGGCGGCGUCCGGGUGAAACUCACCGUCGUGGACACCCCAGGCUUUGGGGACGCCGUGGACAACGCUGACUGUUGGGGGUCCAUAGUGGACUAUAUUGACCAGCAGUUCGAGCAGUUCUUCCGGGACGAGAGCGGGCUGAACCGGAAGAACAUCACGGACGGGCGGGUGCACUGCUGCCUCUACUUCCUCUCCCCCUUCGGCCAUGGGUUGCGCCCCCUGGACGUGGCGUUCCUGCGGGCCAUGCAGCACAAGGUGAACAUCGUGCCGGUGAUCGGCCGAGCCGACGCGCUGACCCCCCGGGAGGUGGGGGCCAUGAAGGAGAAGAUCCGGCAGGAGCUGGAGGAAAACGCCAUCAGCAUCUACCAGUUCCCUGACUGUGACUCGGAUGAGGACGAGGACUUCAAGGCACAGGACGCAGAGCUGAAGCGCAGCAUCCCGUUCGCCGUUGUUGGCUCCAAUGACAUCGUCCGGGAGACCAAGGAAAAGGCCUUCCGGGGGCGCACGUACCCCUGGGGGGCUGUGGAAGUGGAGAACCCAUCGCACUGCGACUUCCUGAAGCUGCGCACGAUGCUGGUGCGGACCCACAUGCAGGACCUGAAGGAGGUGACCCAGGAGAUCCACUACGAGAACUACCGGGCGCACUGCAUCCAGAGCCUGACCCGCGUGGGCGCCCGCGACCGCGCCAGCCGCAUGAAACUGUCCCGGCAAAGCGCCACCGAGCUCCCACUGCUGCCGCUGGAGACGGAGAAACUGAUCCGGGAGAAGGAUGAAGAGCUGCGCCGGAUGCAGGAAAUGCUGCAGAAGAUGCAGGCCCAGAUGCAGCAGAGCCAGGGGGAGCAGUCGGACGCCCUGUGAGGAUUUUGGGGGCCCCCCAGGGGCAGUGCCCCCCCACCGAGCCAGCGUCUAUUGGCCAGAGCAGCAACAGCAGAAGGGACGGGGGUGAUUCUCUGGGACAGCCUGAGCAGCACUCGCAGCCCCCCAGACCCCUAAAUUCCCUGUUCCCCACAGUCACCCCCGAUUCUCCCCUUUCCCAGCUUUGCCCCAACGCCUCCUUCAAUAAACUCAGCCUGGCUUUGCA